CUCCUCUGCUCCCCCUCCCCCUUCUUUCAUCUCCGCCCCGUGGCGCGUCACGCUGUCUAUUUUAGCGCGAGCUGCAGGUAACAGCAGCGCGCGGACUGGAAGCUCUGAUCCGAGAGUGAUGCAGCACAGGGAGCGGCCGCGUUUCGUCCUCGCGGAACCGCCUAGCGCCUCUCUCCUUAAAUGACCCGCCGGAGGGGCUCGCGCGCUCCCGCCCGGAUCAUGGCAUGCGCUUCAACCCACAGCUGCACACGCGCCACUGAACAUGGGGCUCAUCAGGGCCAGGAAUGGCGGCGGCAUCGGCGGCGGCGGCGCUGAGGAGGAGGAGGCGGCGCGCGAUAGCGGCAGCGGCAAGAGGCGGAGAAGCGCGCUGGCCGGCGAGCUGGAGCCGUGCGCGGGCCACGAGCGGGACGGCGCACUGCUGCUGGCGGGCGCGGGCGCCGGCAGGGUGGCGGACUUCAAGCGUGGCUCGCAGAACAUCGGGCUGCUCGCCAAAACUCCGCUGGGCUACACGCGCCCUGUCAAGAGGAACAACGCGCGCAAGCGGCGCAUCCAGAACCUCAUUUACGACGCGCUCGAGAGACCGCGAGGAUGGGCGCUGCUCUACCACGCGUUCGUGUUUCUGAUAGUUCUGGGCUGUCUGAUUCUGGCUAUUCUGACCACAUUUAAAGAGUAUGAGGCUGACUCAGGUCACUGGCUGGUGGUUCUGGAAACAUUCACUAUCUUUAUUUUCGGAGCGGAGUUUGUGCUAAGGGUCUGGGCAGCAGGAUGCUGUUGUAGAUACAAGGGCUGGAGAGGGAGGCUCAAAUUCGCCCGCAAACCACUGUGCAUACUGGAUAUCUUUGUGCUGAUAGCGUCAGUACCAGUGGUGGCAUUGGGAAAUCAGGGAAAUGUGUUGGCCACGUCUCUCCGAAGUCUGCGCUUUCUGCAGAUCCUGCGCAUGCUGCGCAUGGACCGCCGAGGAGGCACCUGGAAACUGCUGGGGUCUGCAAUAUGUGCCCACAGCAAGGAGCUGAUCACUGCCUGGUACAUAGGUUUUCUCUCUCUGAUCUUGGCCUCGUUCCUGGUUUAUCUUGUGGAGAAGGAUGUUGUAAUGACAGAUGGGUCAGUCAAGGAAGAUCUCACCCCCACCCCCACACCUGAGCAGGACUUUGACACCUAUGCAGAUGCACUGUGGUGGGGGCUGAUCACUUUGACAACCAUUGGAUACGGUGAUAAGACACCAAAAACAUGGGCAGGACGUCUGCUUGCUGGAACCUUUGCUUUGAUCGGUGUUUCAUUCUUUGCUCUGCCGGCUGGGAUCCUGGGUUCUGGUUUGGCUCUUAAAGUUCAGGAGCAGCACAGACAGAAACACUUUGAGAAACGCAGACACCCUGCAGCCGGACUCAUACAGGCGGCAUGGCGAUAUUAUGCCACAAAUCCAGUGAGAGAAGACCUUAUUGCAACAUGGAGAUUCUACGAAACAGUGAUAUCUCUGCCAUGCUUCAGGAAGGAAAAUCUGGAAGCAAUUGCUAGUCAGAAGCUGACACUGCUGGACCGCGUGCGUUUGCCCACUCCACGCCCGUCCUCGGUGAGAGGGCGCUUCAUGAUGCCUGCAGGGAAUCCUGGGAGUGGAGCAGGGAACUGUGGGCCGACAGAGGUCGAGAGUCCAUCCAAAGAGGCAAAACCUGCUGGCUUCACCAACAGAGAGAGAUUCAGGACUGCGUUCAGAAUGAAGGCCUAUGCUCUGAGACAGAGUUCAGAAGAUGCAGGUGGUCUGACAGACCCCACACCUGAGGAAAAGGGCUUCCCCCCUGACAUCCUGAUGGAGGAAAUGAUUCCUACUCUCAAACUAGUCAUCAGAGCAGUAAGGAUUAUGAUGUUCCUGUUGAAUAAAAAACAUUUUAAGGAGACUCUGAGGCCAUAUGAUGUGAAGGAUGUGAUAGAGCAGUACUCCGCAGGACACCUGGACAUGCUGUGCAGAAUCAAAUACCUUCAGACACGAAUAGAUUUGAUUCUUGCUCCUGGACCACCGCUUACUCCAAAACAUAAGAAGACCCAGAAAACACCUUUCCCCUAUCCAUCUCAGCAGUCUCCCAAACAUGAGGCUUAUCUGGCUAAAACAGGCCUGCCAGAUGCCGAGGACCAAAGCAUGAUGAGUAGAUUUGUACGUGUGGAGAGACAGGUGACAGACAUGGAGAAGAAGCUUGACUUCCUGGUGGACAUGCACAUGCAGCAUGAUCUCACAGGCCCCACCCAUGUUACCAUGGAGCGCCACGACCCUUCAGUCACUGUCAGUGUUGCCGGAGACCGAGUGUACUGCAGCUAUGCUCCACCUCUACACUACACACCCUUCUACACACUCUCACACACAAUGUCAAACACACAUUCUCACUCAAACCCGGCAAGGCCCACUGUCUUACCGAUCAGUCCACUGCCCAGCCAUUCCCCUUCUGACCACCUGGACCUAUCAGAACACCUUUGCAUGGAUCAGGGGGCAGGGACUCCACUGUCAUUGCUGUCCGUCACGCAUGAGGAACUGGAGCGGUCACCCAGCGGCUUCAGCAUCUCUGCUGAGAGAGAGGAGGUCAUGGGCAAAGGCUCGGGAAUCACAGCAGGGUCAAGUUGGGGACGCGAUCGCCGCUAUUUGGCCGAGGGAGAGACGGAUACGGACACUGACCCUUUUACUCCAAGUGGACCCAUUCCACUGUCUUCUACUGGAGACGGAUUUGCCACUGAUGGAGCGUGGACCACCCCACCUUGAAAAACACAUGCAUACGUGCACAAAUACACACAUACGCACACAAAUAUAACAACAUACAUUUUUAAAAAACUAGACUCUGUACAGCACUCACAAACACACGCAUAUGCUCAGACAUAAUAAUCUUCAGAAAAUAUAUAAAUAUAUAUCAACAUCAUGCUUUACCGCUGCAAAGCAAGGAGCACUGCAUGGAAUGCAUGCGUUUUAUCUUUUUCGUCUUUAGUGGUAGACACUGCACAGGGGCAGACCAAGAAGGGACUGUAUGUUGGGGGGGAAGCAAAAUGAAAUGCUAUGCCAUUUUUGUACACUUAUUUUUAUAUUUACGACCAUCUAGCUUUUUCAUAUGCAUGGACUGCAUGACGUUCACCUAUAAAGCAGCUAACGGUAAAGACGUUUCUUCUGCUUUGCACUUCACUCUUUAAUAAAAAUAAAAAAAUAAAAAAAAGACAAGGGUUCUUUGAGCAAUGCCAUAGAAGAACCACUUUUGGAGAUUUGUGAGGAAGAAGAACCUGUUAUAGGUUUAAAGAAACUUUAUACUGAUUAAAGGUUCCAAUUUUCUUAGAGUCAUUACAUUAUGUGAAGAUUUUUAAUUUUUAAAAAGGCUCUUCACACUUCAAUUGGAGCACAUAAAAAAAAUCCCCAGUGUUGCCUAACACUAUGAAUACAGUGAUUUCAGUUCAAUGAUUGGCAGACUACACUGCUCUACAUCCAGUUAUUCAGGCCUAAUCAGGGCUGUACUUAGAUUUUUGAGCAUGUAGCACGGGUGCUAUACAAGUUGCAAGUGUAGUAGCACAAAUGAACAUUUUUAAGCACUGACAUAAAAAAAUGACUAAUGUAAAUGUAAACUAAAGUAAAUGGAACAAUAUAAUUUUAAGUGCUAAUAAAAUUGAAUCAUUUUAUCUAGAUUAAUUCUGAUUCCCAACAAGGGGACACUACUAGUGCUUAAGUAGCCUUUUUUUUUCUGCAUUUGAAUGAGAAGAAACCCACGGCAGCAGAUAUGCAUGGCUAUGCAUGUUUGGGUUAGAGUAACAAAUCUGAAAAUAUGAAGUGAAAUAGUUCUAAAGGUAAGGCUCAAUACUAUUUAAAUAUAUAUGAUUUGUAAUUUUGUCAGCUUAUUCUUGAGAAACAGGCUAAAGAUAUCUAGUUUAAAGAGAGUAAAACGUAGUAUGAACAGCAGGGGGUGCCUUAGCUUCCAAUUUCACAGACUUCUUUGGGAAGACUUACUUUCUUCAACAAGCAAAUGGUAAAAGCCUUAAUUGCUAAGUUUAUGUAUGACAACACAGCUCUAAACUGCAUUUUGUGCAUCCUUGCUAACAUGUGGUUGUGUUCUUUACUAUUUAAUUUACUCAAUAGAGUACAAUUAUCAUAAACUUCAGAACUUAAUCUGCGUCACAGCUCACUCGAGUGUGCAGAGCAGAUGGUUUGGGCAGUUGGGAUAUGUUGUUCGAUAUUACAUGUGCCAUGCAGUCAGAACAGCUCAAUAAUUGACUACAACUUCCAUGAGCAUUUGGAGUGACAGUAUUGUGUGCAGUCUUUGUAAUCAAACAAAUGCAGAGUGUUCUUUAAGUACUAAAAAUAUACUCAGAAAAACAUAUUGCGAUGUGACGUAAUUUAUCGGCACAUUGUCCACCCCUAACUCCAAGGUUCUUUAGAAAACCAAAUGUGGUUCUUCUAUGGCAUCAUGCAAAAAAUUCUUAAUGACACCUUUAUUUUUAAGAGUGUUAUUAUGUCUUCUGGAUCUUUUUUGCACUUAGUUUGUGUUCCAGGUAAUUUUUUCAUUGCAGUGGAGAGCUUUCUUUGUGGUAACCAAAUUGGCUGUUUCUCUUAUUUACAAGUUUUAUUGCUGUAUUUGUUUCUCUCUGAUUUUUGGCAGCCUGGUUAUCAGGCGUGUUUGAUUUACGGCUUUGGUUUUCACUUUAACAAGUAGAGAGUUUCUGACUGAUACAGAGAGCAUGUCCCAAAUCACACCUUGAUCAUUACCAAGUGCACUUUUUUGGACAUUGCAGAGUAUGCUUGUAAGGCGGAGUGUGGACGUAUGGGACCAAACAAACCAGGCCACCAAUGCUGCUCUGUCCAAUCAGGAACUGUUCUAUGACAUCACCACAUGGCUUCAGCCCAGCCAAUCACCAUGGAGAUCUUCUUGGUGUCUCUUACCGUGAUUGGCUUUCACAGCUUCUAAACUGCCAGCUUAAAGAAUGUUGCUUCUUGUAAGAGCAUCAUGGAACUGUCUUCUCCAUGGUAACCAUCCAUACGCCUCACAAAGUCAUUGCAGUCCAGCACAGAGGUUGUUGACCAUGACUGUGGUUGUAGUUUUAGGCUUUUAACACUAGUUAGUGUACUUUUACAGCAUAACAUCUGUCAAUGAUUAAACUAAUUACUGUAAAGAAUGAGCGGUAGAUUGGUGUAUAUAUAGAGGUCUUCCUAAAAUGUUACUUUUAACAGAUUAUUUUAGGGCAGCAUUGCUCAGUUCAAAAAUAUUAACUGGUUAGACCUUUAGAAGGCCCGGUGUGUGGGCCUACAUUUCACUUUCCCAGUCUUAUAACUACAUAUUAGUUUCAUAGUAGUUACCAAAUAUAAGUUACAACAUAAUAUAACUGAAAAAGUAAAUGUAUUGAAUUUACCUGAUUCAAUUGUGUGCACUAUUUCUGCACAAAUUAACUACAUUACACUAACACAAUUUUGCAUUUCAGUUUGCUUACUUUUGGCAAUAUUAGUUAAUGUAACAUAAUUGUAUCUUUGUGGAAAUAAUGUGCACAUUUGAAACAGGUUAAUUCAACACAUUACCUUCUCAAGUGUAGUCACUCAAUAAUAAAUCUCAAGUUCAGUAACUGAAUAAAACACCUUGGGCUCAAGGGGUUAAAGCCCAAAAUGUAAAUCAUUAAUAAUUAAUAAUCAAUAACUAAUUAUUAUUUUUUGUGUAUCUCUUGAAGUUUGUAGUGAGAUACAGAGGAGAAUGAAAUGAGUCUUGGUAAAAUCCACCUAAUAUCAGACCAGAAAUUCUGCCCAAGAAUGGGCACAAAUGCUUGAUUCAGGUGCAACAUUUAUUAAUAUACCGGCAAAAGUUUGGAAUGAUCAAAAUUGCAUAUAUCAAGAAAAGUUACUUACAAUAUUUGACAAUUUUGUCACUUUUUUGGUGAUUAUUAGUGGUUCAAACAACAGUAUGUCCCUGAAUCAAGACCAAAUGCUAUCCAUAUUCCAACAGCAUUAAUCUUCACUUGGUAUGUCUUUAUUUUGGUAAAGUCAGUUAGUGGAGUUACAGGUAGAGUUGACUGAUCUAUCCAUGCUCUGUCUACAAACGCACUCUUUCAAGAAAAAAAAGUUACAUCUGCUGUAUCCUAACACUGUGCUUCCACAUGCAUACAAAAUACAUACAGUGCUCAAUCUUGGGACACCUGUAUCACUUUCUUUUUUUUUUUGAGGAACGUGCUUUCAUAUGUUGAGAAUUACAUAAUUCCAGCUAUGUUAUAAUCAGGCCUGGUUCACCAAGUUAGCAGCCCCUGGGCACAAAUAUUUGGUAAUCCUCUAACUAGCUACCUUUUUGGGGUGGUAUUUUUUUAUGAUAUCACAGCAGGUUAUAUGAGGCCUAUUUAGCACCACAAUGGCAGUACACUAACUGCAGUGUUGAGCAUGUGACCGCUAUAAGUGCAUAUUUUUUUCCAAUCAAGACUAAAGAACAGAAAGAUUACCUACACAUUAAUGAGAAUACAGGUUAACAUAGACCCAACAACCAGUGCAAAAUGUCCCUAAAGCCUGCGUUAAAUCUUCACAAGCAAAAUGUUUACCCCAAUGAAGAGGACAGAAAAAAAUGGAAAGCUAAAAUAUACAUAAAGUCAGAAAAAAGCAGCAAGCUUAAACAUCCAAACUGUAAAAUAUCCUAGCUAAAGCAUACUGCCACAUUGGGUGUGGAAAUUAUAUUUCUUACAUUUAUAUCUUACCUCUGAUGACAGUUGUUAUGGAUGAUGGAACUGAACUUAACCUUUUUUUAAAAAAAAAAAAAAACUCAAGUGGCUGACAUUUUAUAUUUGGCUUUGUAAAUGGACAUCUUCCAGUCUACUGAAGUUA
Messenger RNA from Pygocentrus nattereri (red-bellied piranha), 6799 nucleotides. It is a transcript of the gene kcnq3, whose product is annotated as potassium voltage-gated channel, KQT-like subfamily, member 3. Gene Ontology annotation, cellular component: membrane. Gene Ontology annotation, biological process: potassium ion transport; transmembrane transport. The transcript is spliced from 16 exons. Bases 263 to 2740 code for a protein of 825 amino acids. Lineage: Eukaryota; Metazoa; Chordata; Actinopteri; Characiformes; Serrasalmidae. Gene Ontology annotation, molecular function: voltage-gated potassium channel activity. The record is from RefSeq and is a predicted model, not a curated record.